UUACUCGCUUCACUUCGAUUGGGAGAUCGUUUUGCUUCUGCGCCCGGAAAGCGACAAAACCCCACGGCGAUGGCUGACCCCGACGAGGUCGCCGCCGACGCCGAGCUUGAGGUGGAGGAGGAGGAGGAGGAGGAGGAGCCAGAGGAGGUGGAGUGGUUGUCUUCGGACUCGGAGCCGGAGCACCCGGCGCUGAAGCAGUGGACCCCUUCAUCGCUCGAGUCGGAGCCGGAGCCGGAGCAGCACCCAUCGCCCCCGCCGGCGACCUCGGCGUCGGCGGGGAAGGUCGAGGAGGAGGAUGAGGUGGAGGAGGGGGAGGUGGAGGUGGGGAAGCCGUUUAGAUGGCCCGGGUGGCCCGGCGCGAGCGUGUUCCGGCUGGUGGUGGCGACGGACAAGGUGGGUGGCCUCAUCGGGCGGCGGGGCGACACCAUCAAGCGCCUCUGCGAGGAGACCCGCGCCCGCGUCCGCGUCCUCGAGGCUGCCGCUGCCGCCGCCACCAACCGGAUCGUGUUAAUAUCUGCAACAGAAGAAUCUCAAGCAGAUUUACCUCCUGCUAUGGAUGCUGCAAUUAAGAUCUUCAUGCAUAUAAAUGAUAUAGAAAAGAUCAAUGGCGAUGACUCAAUUUCUGGUUCUGCACCAGACAAGUGUUAUGCUAGAUUAUUGGUUCCUUCAGCACAAGCCACAUACUUAAUUGGCAAGCAAGGAGUCAGGAUCAAGUCAAUUCAAGAAAUCACUGGUGCUACCAUAAAGAUUAUAGAUAAAGAUGAGCUUCUGAGUUAUGAUGUAGUGGAUGAAAGAAUUGUGGCCAUACGUGGUGCUCCCUCCAAAGUUCUCCAUGCCCUAAAAUCUGUACUUGGAGUUCUCCGAAAGUUCCUAGUUGAUCAUGGUGUGCUUCAUCUAUUUGAAAGAAAGAACCAAGCAGUAGGUGAGGAACAUGAUAAUUCUAAAGAAAAUCAAGUAAAUCAGGUUGCCAGUGAUUAUCGUCUCCCAGGGAACAAGGAACUAUUGUUAUCUGACCGUCAAACUCCUCCCAGCCCAAAAGUCAGCAGAUAUUUGUUGUAUGGCCGAGACCCAUCUGUUUGUGACCCAUAUUUAUCUGAUCCUAGUCACCAAUCCAAUACCGCAAUACAACAGAUCACACAAACAAUGCAGAUCCCGUUGCCACUUGCUGAAGAUAUAAUUGGUGCAAGGGGACAAAAUAUUGCUUUUAUACGUUCUGUCAGUGGAGCAGUUGUUGAUCUUGAGGAGAAUAGAGAUUAUCCGAAUGAGGUUCUAGUUCUGAUCAAAGGCAGCUCUUCACAGGUUCAAACUGCACAUCAACUUGUAGAGGAGAUCUUGUCGGGCAAUAGAGAACCACCUCCUGGAAGCAGUGACAGCAGACCUGAUGCUGGCCCAAAGUUUCUGAUCUCUGGACAUGCCAAUCCAGCAAACUGGGAUCACUUGCCAUCAUACCGCGGCCAUCAACCAUACAUUGUUCGAUAUGGAUCUUCAAGCUUACCGAGGUUCAGAGAAUACAGGCUGUAGCAAGCAAAAGUAGCUGCACCUAGCUUCAUUUCUGUGUCUAACAAUAACCACCAGGCGGCUGUGGGAGGACCGAUGAAGUGACUGUGAUUCCAAAUGAUGCUUAGAUAAUUAACUAAGGACUAAAGUAGUUUGUAUAUUCUGUUGUCGGUUAACCGAAGCAGAUCCUAAAUUGUGUCAAAUUCUAGUGUAGUUUUAACUUAAUUAAAGCUCCUUAUUUCGGUAUGGAGAAGUUUUACCAUGUCGGAAGGAGGGCUUUGUAAACUGUACAAACACUCUGGUAUUUAGUAGAACUACACCGGUUACCAGGCGCGACUGAGCUACCUGGCGUCUUAAGUCGCAAAGCCUUCUGCUUCUCUGAAACAAAAAAACAUGGUACACCAUAUGAUUAAGCAUGCCCCCUAUAGCAUAAUCU
This is a messenger RNA of Oryza brachyantha (malo sina), 1933 nucleotides long. RefSeq names its product RNA-binding KH domain-containing protein PEPPER-like. The transcript has 6 exons. The coding region runs from base 70 to 1521 and encodes 483 amino acids. The record is from RefSeq and is a predicted model, not a curated record. Gene Ontology annotation, biological process: regulation of gene expression. Gene Ontology annotation, molecular function: mRNA binding. Gene Ontology annotation, cellular component: cytoplasm; nucleus. Lineage: Eukaryota; Viridiplantae; Streptophyta; Magnoliopsida; Poales; Poaceae.